UUUCUACAAGCACGUUGACGAAUAUGGGACGGCGCAAAGGCAAAGGCGGCGGUGGUGGCAAGGGGAAGGCGAAGAAGGGCGGUGCACGUGGUGGUGGUGGUGGUGGUGGUAGUAACAGCAAACGCAGCGGCAUUGGUGGCGGUUCCUUCAAACUCAAGGCGGGAGGUGCUGGCAAGCGUGGCAAGAGGGUGAAGGAAAUGUCGUUGAACCUGGCAAGUGCCGUUGAUUCGUCGUUGGUCAAGUUGGAGAAGAAGAAGGUCGUGCAGAAGGUGGAGAAGACCAAGCAGCAGGAAGCAGAGAAGCAACAGGCACAGGCGAAACUACAGGACGCCGUACAGACCCAGCAGAACAUGGACGACAUGCUCAACACGCUCACCUCCUUCUGAGCAGCGUGUUUCGCACGCGACUUGUCGCGCGCUCUCUCUCUCUCUCCCUCUCUGUGUCGGUUUGAGAAUGUGACGUGCUAUUGCUGCUUUUGCUCUUUUCUCUUUCUUAUUUCUUGUCUUCCCUUUUCCUUCCUACUAGGUCACCUGUUUUGCCGCAUACACCACCUUUCCCGACACCUUCUGUUUCAUUUUCGCUUUGGUUCUGGUUACAAUUACACGAAACCGAUGUGCUGUG
This is a messenger RNA of Salpingoeca rosetta, 621 nucleotides long. RefSeq lists its product as uncharacterized. NCBI's taxonomy places the organism in Eukaryota, Choanoflagellata, Craspedida, Salpingoecidae. The record is from RefSeq and is a predicted model, not a curated record. The coding region runs from base 24 to 386 and encodes 120 amino acids. The transcript has 2 exons.